This is a messenger RNA of Gigantopelta aegis, 2144 nucleotides long. RefSeq lists its product as uncharacterized. Gene Ontology annotation, molecular function: chitin binding. Gene Ontology annotation, cellular component: extracellular region. The transcript is spliced from 8 exons. The coding region runs from base 1 to 1770 and encodes 589 amino acids. Lineage: Eukaryota; Metazoa; Mollusca; Gastropoda; Neomphalida; Peltospiridae. The record is from RefSeq and is a predicted model, not a curated record.
AUGCGAGUCUCCCAAUGGACGAAGGGACAGCGAACUGGAUAUCAACGCGUCAAUGACCAAAUUGUCGACUAUCUGCAGGCGGCCAGGAUUGCUCCUUCCCCGGGAGUGACGAGGGCCGGCUACAUUGCCAUAGGCCAGGACCUGGGACAGCGAUCUGCCGCCAGACAGGUUGCAGCCCUCAACUCCAACCUGAACCUCGUCGCCAACGCCAUCAUGACGGUCACCCAUCAAAACAGGGGCAUCUUCUGGAACCAGGUGACACUCAGCCUGCCAAGCUUGUUGACUUCGCAGUCCAAGGUUGUCAUCAUCACGGCCACGCAGCCGUCAGACAUAGAGAGGCUAGCGGUGUCGACGAUGAUCCGGAACUUGAACGCGGAGGUUUUUGUGAUCGGACUGCCCUUCAAGGAGGUCCUCAGUUCAUCUGCACUCCAAUCCUUGGCCACCAGUACAGCCAACGUUCGAGUCUUAAACACUUUCGACGAUUUUUCCAUCCGUAACCAACUUGAGCAAUUUAUUCCGGUUACGUGCGCUGUCGUAGACAAAGAUUGCUCUAGGUGCGAUUACCAAAACGGAGCUGCCUAUAUUGGUGAUGACAACAACUGUCACAGGUUCUACUUCUGUGAGUACAAGCUCGGAUCCGACCAACCUACCAAGCACUCCUUUGUAUGUCCCUGGACCACCGUGUGGGACCAGGAAAAGCUCACCUGCAUCCACGAAGAUGCUACCAAUGGAUGCCCUUACUGUGACGCCCCGAACGAGUAUGGGAAAUACUCCGUGAGUUCCAACUGUCGCCAGUAUCGCGUAUGCAACGGAACUCAGCCGUACGUGGACAAGUGCUGCCCCCUAGGUCAGAGAUUUGACAAGGCAAGUCUAACCUGCGUGACCGACAGGCAAUGUCAAGACACAUGCGGGGACGACGGCAGAUCAUUUUCUUGCAACAAAUAUCCCAUGACAAAUGAUAUAUGUAAAUACCAAAUUCGAGAACCUGGCCAUCCCGUUUACAACAAAUCAUGCGCCGAAGGAACGAAGUUCAGUCGGGAACAUUGUCUGUGCGUCUGGCUCCUUGCUGGAGAAAGUUGCGCGACCGAUCCACGAGAUUUUAAUGGCUGCCUCUGGACUGUGGAACUGCCUUUCACAGAUGGUGCUAAUGGUCUUCAAACUCGCGGCCAGAACGGCGUCACGAAGGGUCCGGUGUUCACCCAGUCGUCGUACCUGAGCAGCGAGAAGGUGCUCGUGAACAGCGUGGCCAGGGAAGGCGUGUUCAGGAAGGGCUACCUCAAGUCGUGGUACUUCAGCUACCGCAACUGGCAGCCCAACCUCCUCGUGAAGCUCAAGUUCAAAGAGGACAGCUCCAACAACGAGGAACAGGUCAUUUUGAGCAACGUGUGCUGCGACACGUCCAGCGACGAACCCAGCGUCUUCAUCUACGUCAACCCUGCCACGGGACAACUUCGCGGCGGCGUCAAGACGGAAACUGAAGGCAUGGUGACUGCCGAAAUCAGAUACAAUGUAGCGCAGUCCCGAGACAUGUGGAAAGAGGUGACACUGCAGCGAGCCGGCGGGGAACUGAAGAUGAAGUUAACAAUUGACGGGACAGCGUUUGCUCAAACCACACAGGGCGUGCCUGCAAUGGGGGAAAUUGUUAUAAGUAAAUGCUCGCUGAAACUCGGUGGUCCAGGCUAUGCGGGCAAAUCAACAUUCAGAGGCAAAAUGUCAAGUUUCUAUUUGUCGAAUGAAUGUGAUGUCAUUCCAGCCCCAGAACUCAUCUAAGUAAUUCCGUGCAUACAACGAACGAUUUGUGCAAAUGUUCUCCGAAUCUCAACAAUCAGACUGGUUCUAUUCGUCUUUGUGUUUUCGUUCAUCUAAAACGAGACGCACACUGUGAAUGAUUUUUCUCUUUAACUGUGACAUUUCAGCAUCGCUUGAUUGUUUGGUUCAGUAAACCAUUUUUGCACAAAGGUUUAAUUGCAUGUGUUUUAUACCAGUGCAUUCAAUGCACAUUUUUCAGUUAACCGAGACAGUGUAUUGCAUGUUAUGUCUAUUAAAGUAAUUUAUUUCGAGUAUAUUGUUGGGAGACACGUUCUCCAGUGCUGUUCACAGUUUUAUAUGACAUUUGCAAUAAAACAGAACUUACGCUAAACGGC